Molecule: messenger RNA, 7619 nt
Organism: Mugil cephalus (flathead mullet)
Lineage: Eukaryota; Metazoa; Chordata; Actinopteri; Mugiliformes; Mugilidae
Molecular function (GO): protein binding
Source: RefSeq, a predicted model, not a curated record
ACAAGAACAGAGGUAAACGAGUAGAGUCUUGUCCUGAGACUUUAGAGUCCAGGUGUGGAGGAGAGAGACAUUUUCUUCGACUCUUCUUCAAACGCUGUUUGAGUCCAUAUGGAGGUACAGAGUGUGUGAGUUGGUGUGAAUUCAUCAGCAUGGACCAGCGUGAGGACAGAGAGGAGGGAGUCUCUCUUUCUCAAACCAUACAUCUGUGUGGGGACCAUAAGAACCAGACCAAAGCUCAGAGCCCAGAACAACAACUCACCAGAGCAGCCUCUGAUGAAUCUGAACCUGAACCUGAGUCCAGCUGUGUGUCUAUGAAGAGUGACCAUUCAAAGCACGCUGAAAUUACUUUUGGACUACAUGAGUCUGCUGGAAAAAACCCAGAGAAACAACUCACCAGAGCAGCCUCUGAUGAAUCUGAACCUGAGCCCAGCUGUGUCUCCCUGAAGAGUGAUUGGUCAAAGGAAGCCGGAUUAAAUUUUCAACAAAAACCCCCUGCUGGAAAACAGAUUCAUCAGAAACCACGUUCACCUGAACCUGAGCCCAGCUGUGUCUCCCUGAAGAGUGAUUGGUCAAAGGAAGCCGGAUUAAAUUUUCGACAACAACCCCCUGCUGGAAAACGAAUCCAUCAGAAACCAUGCUCACAUGAACCUGAGCCUGAACUCAGCUCUGCGUCUUUGACGAGCCAUCGGUCAAAGGAGAACAUUGUUGACUUUAAAACACAUCAGCCCUCAGCAACAAAGAAAGUCCACCAGAAGAGUUCAGAGUUUCCCAGUGGUCAGUCUGUCCAGCAGCAUCAAACACCACUGGACCCCAUAUUUACGCUGCUGGAGGACAACAUCAUCACUUUUGUGAAGGACGAGCUGAAGAAGAUUCACAAGGUUCUGAGUCCAGGUUACCCAGAAUGCUUAGAGAGUCAGAUGGAGGAUGAUGAGGUGUUGGAGGGUGAGGAUGAAGAGCAGAGGAGGAUCAACAGAGAAGCAUUUGAGAAGAUCACACUGAACUUCCUGAGGAGAAUGAAGCAAGAGGGGCUGGCUGACAGAUUGCAGAGCAAUCUUACUGCUGCAACUUGUCAACGUGAACUUAAAUCUACUCUGAAGGAGAAGUUCCAGUGUGUGUUUGAGGGGAUUGCUAAAGCAGGAAACUCAACUCUACUGAAUGAGAUCUAUACAGAGCUCUACAUCACAGAGGGAGGAACUGCAGAGGUCAAUGAUGAACAUGAGGUCAGACAGAUUGAAACAGCAUCUAGGAAACCAGACAGACCAGAAACAACCAUCAGGCAGGAAGACAUCUUUAAAAGCCUCCCUGGAAGACAGAAACCAAUCAGAACAGUGAUGACAAAGGGAGUGGCUGGCAUUGGGAAAACAGUCUUAACACAGAAGUUCACUCUGGACUGGGCUGAAGGCAAAGCCAACCAGGACAUCCAGUUCACAUUUCCAUUCACUUUCAGAGAGCUGAAUGUGGUGAAAGAGAAGAAGUUCAGUUUGGUGGAACUUGUUCAUUACUUCUUCACUGAAACCAAAGAAGCAGGAAUCUGCAGCUUUGAAGAAUUCCAGGUUGUGUUCAUCUUUGAUGGUCUGGAUGAGAGUCGACUUACUCUGGACUUCUACAACAAUGAGAUCCUGACUGAUGUUACAGAGUCCACCUCAGUGGAGGUGCUGCUGACAAACCUCAUCAGGGGGAAACUUCUUCCCUCUGCUCGCCUCUGGAUAACCACACGACCUGCAGCAGCCAAUCAGAUCCCUCCUGAGCGUGUUGACAUGAUGACAGAGGUCAGAGGGUUCAAUGACCCCCAGAAGGAGGAGUACUUCAGGAAGAGAUUCAGAGAUGAGGAGCAGGCCUGCAGCAUCAUCUCCCACAUCAAGACAUCACGAAGCCUCCACAUCAUGUGUCACAUCCCAGUCUUCUGCUGGAUCUCUGCCACAGUUCUGGAGGAUGUGUUGAAAACCAGAGAGAGAGGAGAGCUGCCCAAGACCCUGACUGAGAUGUACAUCCACUUCCUGGUGGUUCAGACCAAAGUGAAGAAGAUCAAGUAUGAUGGAGGAUCUGAGACAGAUCCACACUGGAGUCCAGAGACCAGGAAGAUGAUUGAGUCUCUGGGAAAACUGGCUUUUUAUCAACUAAUGAAAGGAAACCUGAUCUUCUAUGAAUCAGACCUGACAGAGUAUGACAUCAAUAUCAGAGCAGCCUCAGUGUACUCAGGAGUUUUGACACAGAUCUUUAAAGAGGAGAGAGGACUGUACCAGGACAAGGUGUUCUGCUUCGUCCAUCUGACUGUUCAGGAGUUUCUGGCUGCAGUCUACAUGAUCCACUGUUACACCAACAGGAAGACAGAGGUACUGAAGGACUUCCUGGGACAAAACUGCAAUGACUCAUCUCUGGAUGUCUUUCUGAAAAGAGUCAUGGAGAAAUCUGUGGAGAGUAGCAAUGGUCACCUGGAUCUGUUGGUCCGCUUCCUUCAUGGUCUCUCUCUGCAGUCCAACCAGAGACACUUAAGAGGACUACUGGGUCAGACUGAGACCAGUCCAGAAGUGACCCAGAGGGCCAUUGACAACCUGAAGACAAUGGAAAUGUACAAAAUUUCUCCGGACAGAAGCAUCAACAUCUUCCACUGUCUGAUUGAGAUGAAUGACCUCUCAGUUCAUCAGGACAUCCAAGAGUUCCUCAAGUCAGACAACAGAUCAGAGAAGAAACUCUCUGAAAUCCAGUGCUCAGCUCUGGCCUACAUGCUGCAGAUGUCACAGGUUCUGGAGGUGUUGGAUGUGAAGACAUACAACACAACAUUGGAGGGACGACGGAGAUUGAUUCCAGCUGUAUGGAACUGCAGAAAGGCUCUAUUGUAUGGCUGUAAUCUUAAUAAGAAACUCUGCAAAGACAUUGUCUCAGCUCUGAAGUCCAACCCCUCCUAUCUGAGACACCUGGGCCUGAGCUUUAACAACCAGCUGCAGGAUUCAGGAGUAAAGGAACUGUGUGGUUUUCUGGAGAGUCCACAGUGUAGAUUGGAGACUCUGGGGUUCAGUAGUUGCAAUUUGACAAAGAUCAGCUGUUGUCAUCUAGUCUCAGCUCUGAAGUCCAACCCCUCUCAUCUGAGACAUCUGGACAUGAGCCGAAAUGAGCUGGAGGAUUCGGGAGUGAAGCAUCUGUGCAAUUUUAUGGAGACUUCGCAGUGUAUACUGGAGAAUCUGAGAUUGUCUAAAUGUGGUUUGUCAGAGAUCAGCUGUAAGUCUUUGGUCUCAGCUCUGGAGUCCAACCCCUCCCAUCUCAGAGAGCUGGACCUGAGUGAAAACAAGCUGAUUCAAGAUUCAGGAGUGAAGCAUCUGUGUGACUUUCUGCAGAAUCCACUCUGUAGAUUGAAGUCACUGGGACUGAGGGGCUGCAAUUUGACAGCGAUCAGCUGUGGUUUUCUGGUCUCGGCUCUGGAGUCCAACAAAUGUCUCGAAGAGCUGGACCUGAAUAAGAACAAGCUGCAGGAUUCAGCAUUGAAUCCUCUAAGAAGCUAUGGUCCUCACUGUAGACUGAAGACUCUGAGACUCAGUGGCUGUAAACUCUCAAAACGAAGCUGUGAAGCUCUGUCCUCAGUUCUCAGCUCCCAGUCCUCUAAUCUGACAGAACUGGACCUGAGUAACAACAACCUGCAGGAUUCAGGAGUGGAGCAGCUGUGCACUGGACUGAAGAGUCCAGACUGUAAACUGGAGACUCUGAGGUGAUUUGUGAGUUGGUGUGAAUUCAUCAGCAUGGAUCGGUGUGAGGACAGAGAGGAGGGAGUACCUCCCUCUAAAACCAUACGUCUGAGUGGAGACCAUGAGGACCAGACCAAAGGUCAGAGAACACAGCGGAAAAACGGACCUGAAUCUGCUGAACCUGAACCCAGCUGUGUUUCCUUAAAGAGUGACUGGUCAAAGUCUGUUGGUAUGGACUUUAAAGGAAAUUUAUCAGACAAACGGAUCAGACCAAACUCUCCUCUACCUGAAUCUGAAUCAAGCUGUUUGUCACUAAAGAGCAACAGAUUGAAGAUUCUUGGUACUGGCUUUAAAGAACAACAGUAUUCUGUUAGAAAGCGAGUCUACCAGGAGAGUUCAGAGGUUCCCAGUAGUCAGUCUGUGCAGCAGCAUCAAAAAUAUCUGGACUCCAUAUUUAUGCUGCUGGAGGACAACAUCGUCACUUUUGUGAAGAACGAGCUGAAGAAGAUUAACAAGGUUCUGAGUCCAGAUUACCCAGAAUGCUUAGAGGAUCAAAUGGAGGAUGAGGAGGUGUUGGAGGAUGAGGAUGAAGAGCGGAGGAGGAUCAACAGAGAAGCAUUUCUGAAGAUCACAAUGAACUUCCUGAGGAGAAUGAAGCAGGAGGAGCUGGCUGACUGUAUGAAGAGAAACCUUAUUGCUCCAGAGUGUCGAUGUAAACUAAAGUCUACUCUGAAGGAAAAGUUCCAGUGUGUGUUUGAGGGGAUUGCUAAAGCAGGAAACCCAACUCUACUGAACCAGGUCUACACAGAACUGUACAUCACAGAGGGAGGAACUGCAGCGGUCAAUGAUGAACAUGAGGUCAGACGGAUUGAAACAGCAUCUAGGAAACCAGACCACAAACCAGAAACAACCAUCAGACAAGAGGACAUCUUUAAAGGCCCACCUGGAAGAAAUGAACCAAUCAGAACAGUAAUGACAAAGGGAGUGGCUGGCAUUGGGAAAACAGUCUUAACACAGAAGUUCACUCUGGACUGGGCUGAAGGCAAAACCAACCAGGACAUCCAGUUCAUAUUUCCAUUCACUUUCAGAGAGCUGAAUGUAGUGAAAGAGAAGAAGUUCAGCUUGGUGGAACUUGUUCAUCACUUCUUCACUGAAACCAAAGAAGCAGGAAUCUGCACCUUUGAAGAGUUCCAGGUUGUGUUCAUCUUUGAUGGUCUGGAUGAGUGUCGACUUCCUCUGGACUUCCACAACAAUGAGAUCCUGACUGAUGUUACAGAGUCCACCUCAGUGGAGGUACUGCUGACAAACCUCAUCAGGGGGAAACUGCUUCCCUCUGCUCGCCUCUGGAUAACCACACGACCUGCAGCUGCCAAUCAGAUCCCUCCUGAGUGUGUUGACAUGGUGACAGAGGUCAGAGGGUUCACUGACCCCCAGAAGGAGGAGUACUUCAGGAAGAGGUUCAGAGAUGAGGAGGCCAGUAGGAUCAUCUCCCACAUCAAGACAUCACGAAGCCUCCACAUCAUGUGUCACAUCCCAGUCUUCUGCUGGAUCUCUGCUACAGUUCUGGAGGAGGUGUUGAAAACCAAAGAGGGAGAAGAUCUCCCCAAGACCCUGACUGAGAUGUACAUCCACUUCCUGGUGGUUCAGACCAAAGUCAAGAAUGUCAAGUAUGAUUUAGGAUCUGGGACAGAUCCACACUGGAGUCCAGAGACCAGGAAGAUGAUUGAGUCUCUGGGAAAACUGGCUUUUGAUCAGUUGCAGAAAGGAAACCUGAUCUUCUAUGAAUCAGACCUGACACAGUGUGGCAUCAAUAUCAGAGCAGCCUCAGUGUACUCAGGAGUGUUGACACAGAUCUUUAAAGAGGAGAGAGGAUUGUACCAGGACAAGGUGUUCUGCUUCGUCCAUCUGAGUGUUCAGGAGUUUUUGGCUGCUUUUCAUGUCCAUUGGACCUUCACAAAGUCAUCUGUGAAUUUGCUGGAGGAGCAACAAACAACAUCCUGGAAGUUUACGGUCAACAGGAGUCUUGACUCUCUGCACCAGAGUGCUGUGGACAAGGCCUUACAGAGUCCAAAUGGACAGCUGGACUUGUUCCUUCGCUUCCUCCUGGGUCUUUCACUGGAGACCAAUCAGAUUCUUCUAAGAGGUCUGAUGACAGAGACAGGAAGUAGUUCACAGACCAGCCUUAAAACCGUUGACUACAUCAAGGAGAAGAUCAAUGAGAAUCUGUCUGCAGAGAAAAGCAUCAAUCUGUUCCACUGUCUGAAUGAACUGAAUGAUCGUUCUCUAGUGGAGGAUAUCCAGCGAUACCUGAGAUCAGGACGUCUCUCCACUGAUAAACUGUCUCCUGCUCAGUGGUCAGCUCUGGUCUUCAUCUUACUGUCAUCAGAAGAAGAUCUGGACGAGUUUGACCUGACAAAAUACUUAGGUUCAGAGGAGGCUCUUCUGAGAUUGCUGCCGGUGGUCAAAGCUUCCAACAAAGCUCUGUUGAAUGGCUGUAACCUCUCAAAGAGAUGCUGUGAAGCUCUGUCCUUAGUUCUCAGCUCACAGUCCUCUCAUCUGAGACAUCUGGACUUGAACUACAACAACAACCUACUGGAUUCAGGUGUGAAGGAUCUGUCUGAUGGACUGGAGAGUCCACACUGUAAACUGGAGACUCUGAUAUUGUGUUACUGCAGCUUGUCAGAGAUCAGCUGUGAUUCUCUGGGAUCAGCUCUGAUGUCCAACCCCUCUCAUUUGAGACAUCUGGACCUGAGUGGAAACGAGCUGAAGGAUUCAGGAGUGAAGCAUCUGUGUGGUUUUCUGGAGAAUCAACUUUGUAGACUGGAGACUCUGAGGUUGUAUCGCUGCAGUUUGUCAGAGAUCAGCUGUGAUUCUCUGGGAUCAGCUCUAGAGUCCAACCCCUCCCAUUUGAGAGACCUGGAGCUGGGUGAAAAUGAGCUGAAGGAUUCAGGAGUGAAGCAUCUGUGUGGUUUUCUGAAUAAUUCAAUCUGUGGACUGGAGACUCUGGGACUGAAUCGCUGCAGUUUGUCAGAGAUCAGCUGCAAUUUUCUGGAGUCAGCUCUGAAGUCCAAACCCUCUCAUCUCAAAGAGCUGGACCUGAGAGGAAAUAAGCUGAAGAAUUCACGAGUGAAGCAUGACUGUGGUUUUCUGGAGAGUCCACUCUUUAAGCUGGAGACUCUGAGACACCAGGAUCGGAGUCUCAGUACCAGCAGCUGACUCAGGAAAUGGAUUGUCCUCAACUUCUGAGCACUGAAACGGCCUCCACCACCACACUCAGACUCAGGAGAGAGACUCAGGAUGCUGUAAACAUUGCAAAUAGCAUUUAAACCAGUUAACAAAAUACAAGUGUAAAUUAAAUUAAUCCAUAUGAAGUAUAAGGUCCCUAAUCUGAUGUUCAUUAUUUCGAUGAGCAGUGACAAAUUGUCACCAGUUUGGCUUUUAGUGCUACGUAGAGGGCUAAUUUCAGAAUCAGAAUCAGUCAACCUUUAUUUGUCCCUAAAAUUUGGGAAAUUACAGGAAAAUAGAUGCAUUGUCCUAAUGGCUGACAGAUGAGCUGUAACAUCACGAUGAAAUUACUGCCUUGAAACAUCUUGAAUUUCCCCAAUGAGGAUCAAUAAAGUACUAUCUUAAUCUUAACUUGGUUGUGAAACCUUGAUACACUUAUGUCAGUAUGCUAAUAAGUCAUUCUUUUGUUAGAAAGCGUAGUGUAGGAGACGUCUGAAACUUCGCUGAGAGUGCUAAUAAUUAAUUUCAUGUUGUGCAAUUUUAAAAUAGAGUACAGUGAAUCUAUAUUUAACAUUAAAUAUCACUGUACUGUUGGGCCAUGUUAAGCAUAUUUUUCCACAUGUUCUACAAGAUGUAAAACUGCUCAAUUUCGCAAAUCAGAUAUGUAAAUUCUGGUGGUUUAUCUGUAAACUUUUUGAAUAAAAGUCCUAAAAAGCA